CUUCUCUCCUUCUCUCUCUCUCUCUCUCUCUCUCUCUCUCUCUCUCGGAGAUGUAUGGGCAUGCAAUGGGUUCUUGGAAAGAGAGGGUUUUGAGCUGAGAUGGGUGAAAGGUGGAGAAGGACUCGGCUAUCAGAAGAGAGACUGCUCAUAAGAAGUUGGCUCAAAGGAGGGUCUGAUUUGGUUCUAUAGAAGACAAGAGAAGAGGGGAGGAGAAGCUGGCGAACAAGUGGUGGGAGAGAGUGGAUGCGGUGGAGAUGGCAGGAAAGGAGUCCGGUGGCAGCAGAGACGACUCUUCUCUCUACCUCCACCACCUCCUUGGCCCGCCAGCGCCCCCGACGCACGUCCCGCCCGAAGAGUCCAAGCUGCCUCAGAAGGAAAGCCCGAAUCCCGUGGACCAUGGCGAUGGCAGCGGUGAACGACCUACUACCUCUGCUGCCGCCGCUGGAGGUCCCGUCCGCCGCCCCCGCGGCCGGCCCCUUGGUUCCAAGAACAAGCCGAAGCCGCCUAUUAUAGUCACGUGCGACAGCCCCAACGCCCUCCAUUCCCACGUGCUCGAGGUCGCGGCCGGCGCCGACGUGGUCGAGUGCGUCAACGAGUACGCCCGGCGCCGCGGCCGGGGUGUGUCCGUCCUCAGCGGCGGCGGAGCUGUCGUCAACGUCGCCAUCCGCCAGCCUGGAGCCUCGGCGACGGGGGGCGUGGUGGCCACCCUCAGGGGUAGGUUCGAGAUCCUCUCGCUGACCGGGACCGUCCUCCCGCCUCCCGCGCCGCUCGGUGCGACCGGCCUAACCGUGUUUCUGGCCGGAGGGCAGGGGCAGGUGAUCGGAGGAAGCGUGGUUGGACCGCUGGUGGCGGCGGGGCCGGUGGUGCUGAUGACGGCGUCGUUCUCCAAUGCCAUGUACGAGCAUCUGCCGUUGGAAGGCGAGGAGGAACCGACAGAGGCAACAGCAGCGGAGGGGCAGCAACCCGGCGGUUUGCAGUCCUCAGCUGUUACUAGCAGUGGCCAUGAAGGUGGUGACGGAGGAGUUGGCGCCGUCGGCCUUCCGUUCUACAGUUUGGGUGCAAGCACGGGGAAUUACCAGCACCCAGGUGAUGCUUUUGGAUGGGCUACCGGUAGUAAUCUUCGGCCACCAUUUUGAUUCAGACACAAGUUCACUACUACCACUGAGUGAUGUUCAACAUACACUGCCACCGAAGAAGAAGAAGAAGAAGAAGAAGAAUUCAUAGGUUUCAUGCUGUUUGCUUUGGAGUACUGCCAGAUGUUAAGCUUCAGUUGCACCACUUCACCAGCUUCAGCGGCAUCAAUGGAGGCAUGCUAGCUGAUGAGGUUUGUAUGAACAAUGAGUAGGAUCUGAUCUGAGUACUAAGAAUCACUCCAUUAACUUGGGUUUGCUGUGAAGCGGAAAGAAUGGGAAGUAGGAAAGGAAGAGAUGUCAGCAGGAAGUCAUAUAUGUCUCCUCUCUUUCGCCUUAUUUUCCUUUUGAUGUGACGCUUCCUUAGCUAUGUUGUAGAAAUUGUUCUAAAUCAUGAACUCACCAAUUGAUGGACUUCUGGUGCUUA
This is a messenger RNA of Musa acuminata subsp. malaccensis (wild Malaysian banana), 1557 nucleotides long. NCBI's taxonomy places the organism in Eukaryota, Viridiplantae, Streptophyta, Magnoliopsida, Zingiberales, Musaceae. The record is from RefSeq and is a predicted model, not a curated record.